This is a messenger RNA of Punctularia strigosozonata HHB-11173 SS5, 1752 nucleotides long. RefSeq lists its product as uncharacterized. The transcript is spliced from 6 exons. Lineage: Eukaryota; Fungi; Basidiomycota; Agaricomycetes; Corticiales; Punctulariaceae. Bases 1 to 1752 code for a protein of 583 amino acids. The record is from RefSeq and is a predicted model, not a curated record.
AUGCUUCUCUUCCGCGAUGUUGCGCUCAGGCUCUCGCGCGAUUCCGACGUCUAUGAUAGUCUUCCUUGGGAUUUUGUCCAGGACUACAUACACCUCGCACGUGCUCUCAAGGAUGAGAUAGCGCUUGGACUGUCUGCUCAUGGUCAUCAGUCUGGACUUGUCCCUGCCGCCUUGCCCCUCUAUGUGCAUGAGUUUCUCAGGGAUGCUCUGCAAUCUGAUGACCUUACCAUCUUCCACUGCUGGACAGCCCUCCGUGAUAUUAUCUGGCAUAUGCCACUGGUCAAACUCACUCCUGAGCAUCAACAUCUCUUCUACCGGUAUGGCUGUAGAGCCGGCUGUCAUAAGAAUGAGCGUCUUGGUAACUCUUAUCCAUUGCAUGCUGCCGUGUACUUCUCAUGCAGCAGUGGCGCAUAUGCUGCUUAUUCCUCAUCUCUCGCAUGCACAGUCUGUCACUCACGAUAUUAUCACAACUACUACGUCAAGGAUGGCUGUCGGAUCUACUAUGGAGGCAAUGUGGACGUCGUCCACUUUGAAGAACAUUUCUUCAUGGAUCACAACCUAUGUGAGCUCUUCAUUUCACUCAUGCUCUUUUCCUGGUGCCCCCAUACAUGGAACCUGAAUCUGACUUUGAGCAGCGAGCAGGUUUGGCACGCAUUUUAUGUGAGCUGUGUUAUCCGGGAUCACGCCUCUCGAGGCGCCACUCUCGUUCUUUCCAACAUCGGAGAUCAUAACUCAAGGCUCAAAGAAGUCCUCGAAGCGCGAAAUCUGCGGAUCAUUGAGAUGGGGCAGCCAGAGCGGUCUCAUGCCUGCAAAGCAUGUCCACUUCGCGCAGCCGUCAUGGAUGGAAUCACUCUCGGCCAUCCUUGUUGUUCCAUUCACAACUGCACCCAACCACUGAUCAACAACCGAGCGCACUUCUGUUUGAUGCACGAAUACAUGAAAUACGAGUGCAGCGUUACAGAUUGCAACGCAAUCAUUCCGAGCUUGGAGUACCAGGCUGGAUUCCGUACGUGCUCUGAUCCAGACCACCGCGAUUUGGAGCGUUCAAAGAGGGAUCGUCAGAAGGCUUUCUUCCAGUUGAGGCGGCUUCUGCAAAAGCAAGGUAUCGUGCAGCCGGCAGACUCAAUGGACAGCGGCACGUCUAUUGCUGAGCCUCCAGAAGAUGAACCCUGUGACGGUAAGCCUGACGAUGGCAAUCAAGUGCCAAAGAUCCGACUCGGGCGACGACGCACUCACAACGAGCAGCUCAUUUUCUGCUGCUGUGGUGUUAUCGCAGCGCGCGCAACAAUGUUCGGGGCAGAGUCUAUCACAGGUGCUAAGGAUUUUGUCAAGUCCGUUUGCGGAUUCAAAGCAGAUAACAUGUGGGACAUCCUAUUCUUUGACAACAACUGCGGACUUCAGGGACACGUUCGAACGAAUGAAGAAGAUUCGGAGUUCUUCCGUCGAACUAUCCUCUGUGUGGAUGUAUUCCACUUCAAGUCCAAGCACAAGACUACCGACGAGUUCUGUCAGAAGCAUUGCAACCCGGCAAUGUGGACAGAGUUACACGACGAUGCGGGCAAGUGGCAUUUCAACUCCUCUGCGGCGGAACAGGGCAACGUAUGGCUUGGAGGUUACCAGGCGAUCGUACGAGAUAUGCUUCCACAUCGAUAUAACUUCUUCUUAGACGAGAUGAUCAUGCGUCGUAACGAGGUCACAAUCAGGAAGCUUGAGGAAUCGGGCAUGGUGCCUUAUCAUGUCCCUAGGUAUUAA